UUAGAUACUUAUAUUUUAGCACAGUUUUUCAGCUUUAUGGUGUUUUUUACUCCACCUGUUUCUGCUGUACUAAUUUCUCCUGUGGAAUCUACAGUAUAUGAUGCCUUUCGGUUUUGUAGCCUCGUAAGUCUCUCUGGAUGAGGAAGUCUGUCUAAUAAAUUAGUAACAGCAGUAACAUUUUUAGGCCCCAUAUCUAAGCUGACUAUCUGCAUAUACUUCUGGUGUGGUUGCACAAAGAAAGAGAGGAUCCAGGAGUCUGUGUAGUUCCAUUUGUAUCUUUUCUCAACAAGCUCUGAAAAACGAGUACGAAACUCUCCGAGCCAAGUAUGAUGACCUUCAGAAGUACAAAAGUAUGAUGGAGAAUCGUUUAACUGAAUAUAAGAAGAGCUUUGAAGAGCUACCAAAGUGUGUGAGCGACCUGUUAGAGACAUCUUCAAUUCUGGAAGCCUUUCGAGUGAGUGAAGACUGCAUGACUUGUCGUUAUGGUUGGAAACGCUUCAACGGAAAGUGCUACUUCUUCUCCAGUGACAGAUUGAAUUGGUCACAGAGUCGAGACGAUUGUGUCACCAAAGGAGGACACCUGGCAAUCAUAGACUCUACAGAGGAGCAGACAUUCUUAGAUAAUACAGCGAAUUCGAAAAUGGAACACGCCAGUGACAAUUUCUGGAUCGGAAUAACAGAUUCAGAGACAGAGGAUCAGUGGGUUUGGGUGGACAACACGCCUCUCGACAACAACAAGAAGUUCUGGGUGCGUGGAGAACCAGAUGACUGGAAAGGACGGCAUGGCGAAUUAAAGUUCGGGGAAGACUGUGCCAGGACGGGAAUAUAUGGCUGUGCAGUAUCUUGUUGGGGCGACUCAAACUGUAGUGCACAAAGGAGAAGGAUUUGUGAGGCCAAAGGAGUGUAAGCAUCAGCAAAUGAGAACAUUACCUAGUAUGCAGUUUUUGUCUUUUAAAAUGACCACUACGUUUUAAGCCUUUCGUGAACAAGAUAUGCUUUCAGUGAAUUGUCAGUCUGCUCUGUUGAUUUAAUAGAUUUUUAGUUCCAUGUAC
This is a messenger RNA of Megalops cyprinoides (Indo-Pacific tarpon), 1052 nucleotides long. RefSeq names its product C-type lectin domain family 4 member E-like. Lineage: Eukaryota; Metazoa; Chordata; Actinopteri; Elopiformes; Megalopidae. The transcript is spliced from 5 exons. The record is from RefSeq and is a predicted model, not a curated record. The coding region runs from base 353 to 907 and encodes 184 amino acids.